AUGUCGUCGGACGCCACGAAUGACGAGCUGCACCGCAGGCUCUUUGACGAGGGCAUCAAGGUCCGCAAGGACGUCCUCGGCAGCGAGUACGUGGAAAACGCGCUCAGCAGCGCCACGCCCUUCACCCGGCCUGGCCAGGAGCUCAUUACCGAAUGGGCAUGGGGCACCGUCUGGCAGCGGCCCGGGCUCGACCGCAAGCAGCGCAGCCUCUUGACUCUGGGCCUGAUCAUCGGCCAAAAGGCCUGGCUGGAGCUGGGCCUGCACACGCGCGGCGCCAUCAACAACGGCAUGACGGAGCUGGAGAUUCGGGAGGCGGUCCUGCAUGCUGCCGUCUACUGCGGGACGCCGUCUUGCAUCGAGGCCAUGAUUGUCACGCAGAAGACGAUCAAUGACAUGGUUGACAAGGGGGAGUACAAGCGGCCGGAAAACUAG
Metarhizium brunneum ARSEF 3297 is the source of this 432-nucleotide messenger RNA. RefSeq names its product 4-carboxymuconolactone decarboxylase (gene pcaC). Gene Ontology annotation, molecular function: peroxiredoxin activity. NCBI's taxonomy places the organism in Eukaryota, Fungi, Ascomycota, Sordariomycetes, Hypocreales, Clavicipitaceae. The record is from RefSeq and is a predicted model, not a curated record.